GUUCACUCUUUUUUAAAGGGUGAGGUUUCGAUGCUCGUGUGGUUAGCCAUAUUUAAAUGGACAGCCAUUAGGUGGAAUAGGUGUUAUGUUCCUAAGGAUAAAGUCGUAUUGAAGUUGUUUUGUGUUGAUACGUGAAAUAUAACAAGAAUCUCGAUGCAGGUGGCUACUCUUUUUAGGGAAACUGCUACGCUCCUUGGCGCUAGUAUGGAAACCCAAGAAGCGAGUGGUGUUGACCCUCAAGCGUUUAAAUUAUGCUUAUUGACCAGUGCUUUUGAACAAGAAACUUUGAUUUGCAGUAGGUCUGCAUUCCUGGAUGGGGCAAUGAAGUUGGAACCACAUGAUGAUGGAUAUGAGACAAGUGGAGAUCUGGAAUUACGUACACAACGAGACAACCAGAAGUGUCUCAGCCAUAUCCAGAAUGCUGGGGGCCAUAACCUUAAGUGUGAACCACCAGAAGAUCCCUACAGUUUUGUGGAUGAUGAUCCCACACCCACACCUCAACCUCGUGCUCCACCUGUAAUUAUGCAACCUGUUCCGAAGAAACGUGGGCGCAAGAAAAAGAAUAUUCUUGAAGGAGGGUUGGAAAAUACAGAAAAUUUAAUAAAUGGUGACACACUGGUGAAAAAGAAGUUGAAAGAAGAGAAGUUCAUGCCAAUGUUCAAAGAACGGAAAAAACAUGAUCGCUUUAAUGGCAUGCCUGAAGAAGAGGUGUCCAAAAGAACUCUGCCUGACCAUUUGGCAUUGAAUUUAGACAUAGUAAUUCUACAUCUCUUUUCUGAUAUUAGAGACUUACUCAUGGGUGUGUUGGAAUGGUGUCACCUCACUGAACCACUGCUGGGCUGCAUGACACCUGCCACCCAUGAGCACUGCCACUGCCUGCGUGUGCCACCCUGCCCACCCUACGACCUGUGUGCUCAGAGUGUGAAUGGCGUAGAGGAUUGCAUCAUCGAAUGUUUUCUAAAGAGUGAUCUGGGAAGACGCAGUGUCUCGCUUUACACAAGAUCAGUAGAAUGUUUCUUUUCCAACAUCUGUUUUGCUGAUUGGCUGACGGUAGAAAAUUGUGCAUUGCCUCCUGCCCCUACUGCAUGCUCUUUUGCCUUUGGGAAGUGUUUGUAUCUGUCGGGACUCACACCAGAACCAAUGACUGCAGAUGAUGAUUACAAGCUACUUCAAGUUGGUAUAGGAUUUACCAAUAUGGUUGCAAGAGCUACGAAGGGUAGUGCAGACCUCACAAGAAAAGAAAUCAAAGAAGGUAGCCAGAUUUUGCUUGAAAAAUUGCAGAAGUUCAAACCAAAAAUUGCUGUUUUCAAUGGAAAGCUGAUUUUUGAAGUUUUUUCGGGGAAAAAAGAUUUUAGUUUUGGCAGGCAGCCCGACUUUGUGGAUGGUACUAACACUUAUAUGUGGGUGAUGCCAUCCUCAAGUGCCCGCUGUGCUCAACUGCCUCGAGCUGCUGAUAAGGUUCCAUUUUAUGCAGCUUUGAAGAAGUUCCGGGAUUAUUUAAAUGGUAUGAUAACUGAUCUGGAUGAAACAGAGGUUGUGUUUUCUGAUUCCAAAUUGAAAAACUAUUUUGAACCAGAGUUGAAGGAAGAGCCUAAAGAAGAACACCCUUUUAUUACAUAUGGUAGACUGCCAAACAAUGGCGAAUUAACUGAUCUGAGCAAUGCUGUAACCAAGAAGGAAGACCAACCUCCUGCAAAGAAGAAACGAGGUAGACCGAAGAAAAUCAAAACGGAUAGUGUGGAACCAAAAAAGAUUGGUCCUGAUACACCGAAGAAGGAACAUGACAGCAAUUGUGGUGAAAUGCCAAAAAAGAAGAGAGGGCGGCCUAAAAAGAUAAAAUCAGAAGAUGUACUUGUCCCCAACACUGGGAUAGCUGAUCACACAAAUUCAUCUGCAGGCCUGUCUAAUUGCUUUUCUCCUCCUAUACAGUCGCCCACUAAUUUUACCCAACAAAAUUUUUCUUCCUCUUACCCUAACCAGCCACAUCCCUAUUCUCAGAACCCCUCACAGUCACCAUCGGAACCUCACAAUUAUCAUCAUUCACCUGUCCCUCAGCCCCAGCACUAUAGCCAAUCUCCUCAACCCACUUCACAACCUUUCACACACUCAGACUUGUCCUCAGAAAUCAGUGCAGCUAUUUCCUCUGAACACAACCUUGGUUCUCCUUCUCCCACAUCUCCAAGUCUAGGUCCUCCUGACUUUGAACCUCCUAGUAGCAUGCCAGAAGAUACUGCUGAGGACCAUCAGAAUACCUCAAGACUAACGAAGGAUGAAGUUAAUCCAGGGGACAAUACUCAAAACCCAAACGAAUGCCGUUUCUCAAGCCCAACUCCAUCAGGGGAUGCUCCUAAUUUAACGUAUCAAAAUUUCAGUAAUUUUCAGCCUAAUUCAGAACCUCACAAUGUAAUGGGGUAUUCCCAUGGAACUACUCCAGACUAUAAUACAAAACGCAAUUUAGCUCAAGAUGUUUCCUCCAAAAGCCUCUCAGGAUUGGAGUCUCUUGUUGAUCAAAUCCCGAGUAUUGCUGAGGGGGAUGCUGCUCAUAAUGCUGUUGUUGGCAGUAGCAGUGGAGAGGAACAAUUCGAAUCCAGUCAUGCUCCUGCUAGUCAGUUCAGUGAUGAUGGAGCUUAUAUGUCUGGGUAUUCCAACAGUCAACAGUAUAGUGGUUCCAAUAGUAAUAACUCUAGUAACUACAGUCCACACUUUACAAGUGCAAGUACAAAUUAUUCAGUCAGUACUUCCAACAGUUAUAACCUCCAUCACAGUAGUGCGAGUAUGAACUUUUCUGUGACCUCCCUGGCCAACAGCAGCACAUCAGGCGCUGAAAUUGGGGGGCAGGUGAGCAGUUCAUUUUCAGUGAGCAGCUUAGCAUCCAACUACACAUCAAUGAAUCCAGGCCUGAUGGGAGCAGCUCACCCUAUGGCAAGCCACAUGGUGAGCAGCACCAAUAGUAUGGGGGGAGGCAUGUUCGGAAGUGGGAUGAGUGGUGGUAUAAUGGAUAGAGCAUGUGGAAUGGGCAGCUCUAUGGGAUCCUUGGGAGCACCUGUUGGUUUGCCCAACCCCAUGAGCUCCUCAUUACCAUAUCCAUAUAGCCAAUAUUCACAUGGGGCGGCAUCCUAUCCAGGACCUGCAGGUGGCAGUUUCCAGUACACACCUACUCACAACUUGCAUGUGCCCAGCCCUAAUUACCCAUACCCUUCCCCAUAUUCUGCAAGCUCUUAUCCACAGGCCAGUUAUCUUCCAAAUCAUGUGCUCGAUCGAAUAAAACAGGAUCGUAUGGAUAUCGGGUUUGGUGGCUUCUGAUAAUAAUUAUUCCAUUUUAAACCAGAGAAGGCAAAGAUGGAAACAAAAUAGGAACAGAUACAUCAGUUCUAUGUGCAUUGUGUUUGUAUGGUAGUGAAUACAAGGUUGAUUGAUAACAUAUACAGUGAAGUGUGCUUGUAAUCCAGUGUUUGUUGUAUUCUAAAAUUUAUAUUUAACUUUAUAAGAAUCUAAUGAAUUAUAUCACAUGGUUGCAUAGUUUUUUUUUAUACAGUCCUGUUAAAGAAGUUUCUAUUAUCAUGUAGUGAACAGAUGUGUUAGUGUAUUCAACAGCCUGUGUUCUGUUCAUAUAACUAACACUACUUCUGUUAAACGAAAACUGCACAGGGUAAAUGACUAAAAAGAGGCUGAAAACGUGGCUUGUAAUAUCAACAUGUUUUCACAACUUUCAAGGAAUUUUCUUAAAAUUUGCGCAAACCAUUAUUGACAGUACUGUGUAUUGUGCAUCCUUGGAAUUGGCUUAUGGUUGGCUCUCAUUCAUAUAGUAUACAGAAUAUUUUCCUUGUAUUUGAAGUGGUACAAUUUUUAAGUCCAUAUUGUGCUGGGCCUAUGUUCUAUGUUACUUGUGUGUUGUUGGCUGAGCGAGUGGUGCAGGCUAAGCUAGCCGACUGGCCACUGCCUCAUCCACUGGCCUUAAUAGCCAGUGUUCUAUGUAUGUGUGAUUGCAUUUGUGUGAUAUAUGUAUGUACGUAUGUACGUAUGCGAGUGUGUGUGGUUCAGAGAGUGGAUGUAUGCAUUCACACAUGUUCACAUUGCAUUUCAAUAUAAAAUAAGCAGACUGGACUUGUUGCAAGUCACUGCUUGCAGGCAGGGUAGUGCAAUAUUUGUAGCUCAACUUUUGGAGUGUUGGACUGCUGGUAACCAAACAAUGUGAUCUAUACAAGAUGGUGCAUGUGUCAAAUGCAAUGUGAAUGUUUGUGAAACUAGUUUUACAUAAACUCAACUUUGCAUGUCAAAGAUGAGAUUUUAAUCUUUCUUUAAUGUUGCAUUAUUGUAAUAGCUGGAUGUACUUUCAGCUGGAGACUUACUUAAACUUUUAAAUUGUACAAACUGUACUAGCUGUGACGGAACGUUGCAUGGAGUGUGUGGCAGCUGCUCACCCAAUGGUGUAGGAUCCAGCCAAUUGCCAGGCUUUAAAACAGAAUCUCUGAAGAAAAAAAUUGUUGUCAUUUGUUGAGUCAAUUGUGUUGAUGGAUAAACUUCAAAAUUCAAUCUCUUCUCUGGGAAUAAGUGUGUUGUAUGUUCAAGCUAAUUUAAGAUGUUUUAAAUGAGAUUUUGUAUUAGUUAAAAGAUGUUUAUAUUCUUCGCUUGUAAUGUAUGAUUUAUAAUACUGAACUUGUCAGAUGUUCUCUAUGAUUUCUAUAUUAGAUGAUAAAGUGUAGUUUUUCUGAUGAUAUUGUGGGUUGUUACUUCCAUGAAGAUGUUGUGGAUUGUGUACAUACGUAAAUGUUUUUGGGACAUUUGUUUCCUUAUAUUCUUAUGAAAAGUAUUUUAUUUCAUAGAAUCAUGUACAUGAUUGGAAUUUUUUAAAAUUGCAUGGAUCUUAUUACACUCAGGUUCAGACAAGAUGAUCAUGGGGAGUUGUUCCUUGUAUGAUAAAGCCACCCAGGACAUGUAUUGAUGUACUAUUUCAUGUCAGUAUUGAAGGCAGAUCUGUGUCCUUGUCGUUCUCUGCAGCUCGCUCAGCCUGGGUGCCUCGGGCAUGGCAUCUGCCUGGUGCAAAUUGAAAUUUUCUUUGAUUUUUUUUAUUUUAUUUUAUUUUAAUUUCAUAUCUUGUAUCUAUGUGCACUGUAGAUUUUGUAUAUUGUAUGUAAAGUCAUGUUUCUGUUUUCAUUGUAGAUUGUUUUUUGACUUGUGAGACAUUCUUGAAAACUCUAUUUUAAACACAAGGCAUACAUGGCACAUGAAAUAAUACUUGUCAUAGUACUACAUUGUUAAAUAUUAAAGUUGUGUUUCACCAGUUUUAAUGUUGAUAUUUAUGUUUAGCUAAUAUGCCUGGUUCUUUAAUAAUUCUUGUUGUUUACUAUAAGACAGUUAGUGGAUUGAAUUCAGAUAUAUUUAUAAUAUUUAAGAUAUAUUUCAUGGCAAGUCUCUACAUUGUAUUAUCAUUGGUCAGGCCACUUCUGAUUUAUUUUUUAUUUCUCCUUGACAAGGAUUCAGUUUUAAAAGUGUGACGUUAUUUCCAUUCUUAUGUAUGAAUUGUUGCAUCUAAAAGAUUCUUCUAAAGUUAUUCAGCUAUCCUAGUAUGCU
Molecule: messenger RNA, 5571 nt
Organism: Gryllus bimaculatus (two-spotted cricket)
Lineage: Eukaryota; Metazoa; Arthropoda; Insecta; Orthoptera; Gryllidae
Source: the annotation of a GenBank genome assembly